UCCCCCUUUCCAACAGAAGGCAGCCGGCUCGGCUCUUUGCUUCUUUAUAUAACGCCGCAUCACUCCAUCUGCCCAACUUGGUGCCCUCUCAAGCUCGGCCAGACCACAUCUGUGGAGGAGUCUCCCUCUUGUGCUUCGAAGCUCGCCGAUCGAGUUUUUCGCUGUGGAGCUGUGGGUUUGAAGGAAACCAUCCUCCUUUGUCGUCGACUAGAAGACCGCAGCCGGAUAUGAGGUGAUCAAUUCAGGUGUAUCAUCUAGCUAAAAGGGAGAUCAAACCAGGUAGCAUGAUAUAAGGAUUGAGGACACAAUGGAGCUCUACCCUGGGUACCUGGAAGACCACUUCAACAUCCACAAGCUUAGCGGCACCGGCGGCGCGUCCCCGCCGGAGUACAUGUCGUCGGCGGCGGCGGCGCAGUACGCGCCGGCGCCCCUCCGGAUGGCCAUGUACGAGCGCGCCCCGCCGCCGCAGCAGCACCAGCAGCCCCAGCUGCAGCCGGCGCUGGGCAUGUGGAGCAGCGAGCCCUACAAGGUGGACAGCGGCGGCCAGGCCACCAGCGGGUCCAGCAUCAUGGAGCCCGACGCCAAGUUCGACCACGCAGGGCUGGAUGAGGAUCCACACAUGGACGAACUGGAGACGGCCGAUCAGGGAGCGAGCAAGCCCAAGGAAAAGGUCAUGAGAAGACUUGCACAGAACAGAGAGGCUGCCCGGAAAAGUCGCCUCAGAAAAAAGGCAUACAUCCAGCAGCUGGAGUCGAGCCGGAUAAAGCUGGCGCAGCUGGAGCAGGAGCUGCAGCGCACCAGGCAGCAGCAAGGCAUGUACGGGGGUAACCCGGGAACGAGCCUGCAUCGCGGGGGCUCGGCCGGUCACCUCGGAUUCGCGGCCGCGGGGCAGAUGAUGGACCCCGGCGUAGCGGCGUUCGAGAUCGCGUACGGCCACUGGGUGGACGAUCAGAAGCGGAACACGGAGGAGCUGCGGAGCGCGCUGCAGCCGGGGCAGGGCACGUCGGAGCUGGAGCUGGAGGUGAUGGUGCAGACCGGGCUCGCCAACUACGACAACCUCUUCCGGAUCAAGGGCGCCGCCGCGCAGGCCGACGUCUUCUGCGUCAUGUCGGGGCUCUGGAGGUCCCCCGCCGAGCGCUUCUUCCUCUGGAUCGGCGGCUUCCGGCCCUCCGAGGUCCUCAAGAUCUUGAGCCCGCAGCUGCAGCCGAUGUCGGAGCCGCAGUCGGUGGCGGUGUACGCGCUGCAGCUGACGUCGGCGCAGGCGGAGGACGCGCUGUCGCAGGGCAUGCAGAAGCUGCAGCAGACGCUGGCCGAGUCCCUCACGGACCCCUUCGCCGCUCCCGACGCCUACAUGGUCGGCGCCGUCGAGAAGCUCAAGGGCCUCGUCGGCUUCGUGCAGCAGGCGGACCAUCUCCGGCAGGAGACGCUGCAGAACAUGCACAGGAUCCUGACGACGCGGCAGGCGGCCAAGGGCCUGCUCGUGCUGGGGGACUACUUCCAGCGCCUCCGCGCGCUCAGCACGCUCUGGGCGGCCCGCCCGCGCGAGUCCGCCAUAAGCUAAGCUGUGCUCGAUCACGUAGCAAUGGCGGAAGCAGAGAGAGAUUGAUGAUGGCGCAGAAGAAGUUAGUACGUACGUACGUAGUAAUCCAUCCAUCUGCUGGCCAGCGGAGGACGAAGAGAUCCAUCUCGCUGGGUUGAAGGGAGGAAGAGGUAGGCAUUCAGAGCCGCGCCGUAGGUACGUGCGUGCUUGCUUGUUUUCCAGACGAUGACGGGGUAAUUAAGGUCGAUCAGGUGGCCGGAUCAAGGGAUCGAGGAUGUGUAAAUACAUGUUUUGGUGUGAUGAUGAUGAUGAUGAUGAUGGUGUAGCGAUGAAAUUGCUAUAAGAAAACAAGGAGGAAUUGUAGCGCUUGUGAUCCGGUAUAUAUCAUGUGUAAUUGUUUGCGAUUAGUGUUGAUCGUAUUGUAUAUGGAGGAAAUGUUUUGCUAAAGCACAUUCAGAUUUGCUCCAA
Triticum urartu is the source of this 2008-nucleotide messenger RNA. RefSeq names its product transcription factor TGAL6. Gene Ontology annotation, biological process: DNA-templated transcription; regulation of DNA-templated transcription. The record is from RefSeq and is a predicted model, not a curated record. Gene Ontology annotation, molecular function: sequence-specific DNA binding; DNA-binding transcription factor activity. NCBI's taxonomy places the organism in Eukaryota, Viridiplantae, Streptophyta, Magnoliopsida, Poales, Poaceae.